Molecule: messenger RNA, 3347 nt
Organism: Cyprinus carpio (common carp)
Lineage: Eukaryota; Metazoa; Chordata; Actinopteri; Cypriniformes; Cyprinidae
Gene: txndc16
Product: thioredoxin domain-containing protein 16
Exons: 16
Coding region: 61-2097 (678 amino acids)
Source: RefSeq, a predicted model, not a curated record
AAAUUAUUUGUACUUUAAAUAAAUGCAGCCUUAAUAAAUCUUUUAUUUUUGAAACACGAGAUGUUUAGAUGUUAUAAAUUUUUUGACGAAUAUAAAAAUGAUCCGUUGACUCCAUAUUGUCAUACAGGUUUAGAACGGCCCAAAAGCUUUUUUGUCUUUUAUCAUUUCAGAGGCUCUGAGGUCCUGAGGAGUUUCGACAUCGAUACCGUAUUUGACGUCAAUGCAAUUGUUUCUCAUGUCCUUUUCUCUGUCCUCUUUAAUGAAGUCCGUUAUGUGCAUACACCUGCUGAGCUGCUGCGCGUGGAGAGCACGGCCAAACAAAACAGUGACAUUGUGGUCGGUCAUAUACCAGUGCUUGGCCUUCCAGAGCACCGAGCUUUGAUGGAGGCAGCGUUUGUGUAUGGAACCAAAUACCAGUUUGUCCAGACGUCUGGCACUUUGGUUCUAAAACAUAUGGGGGUUGUGGAUCUCUCUUCCUCACAAGCGCGGCUGUGGUUUCUGCACUGUAAAGGUGUGUCCAGGCGGUCUGAUCCGUGUCCCAGCACUCCCAUGAGGAAACCACUCAACACCAUCAACAUACACACCUUCCUGCAGCUGAUGGAAGCACCUCUAGUGACAGAGUCAGUGCUGGACCCGUCUGAAGUAGAUGUGGUUCAUUUGCACCUCGGUGUGCCCGUGCUGUAUCUGUUCUCUCAGCCACAGACCCAGCACCUGGACCGGGCCACCGCUCAGACUCUCGGCCUGCAGCUCCGUGGGGAGGUCGGAGUAGUGCUCAUUCACAGGGACAAUCCGAACGUGAAAACUUCGCUGAAAUAUAACGCUGCUUACAGACUCCCACAGGAGGAUGUGAAAUAUUUUACCCUGAAUAGUGCCGAAGGGGUUGUGAAACUUUUCAAAGAAGAACUUUUGCAAGAACAGAAGUUAGAAAACGAAGAGGAAGAUGAGGAACAUUGGUCAGAUCUUGAUAUUCUCGAUGAUGAGGUGUCCGAGUCUGUGUACAGAGACCGUGAUCUUAUGCUGGAUUUGGAGUCUGUUAUUGAACUCACUUCAGACACUUUUCAAAUAACAGUCACACAGGAUGAUAUCACAGUGGUGCUGUUCUAUUUUAAAUGGGAUGCUGUCUGUAUGGCUUUCAUUCAGUCAUAUAUAGAGGUGGCGGAUGCACUUGAAGGUAUGAAUGGGGUAAAGUUGGCGGCAGUAAACUGUGGAGAAUGGACUGACAUUUGCAGUGAUCAGAAUGUCACUUCCUUUCCCACCGUUCUGAUCUACCGGCCCAUGGCUGCUGCUCAGCUCUAUAGGGGAAUGCUGGGAACCAAGAGCCUACACAGGUUCAUACUACUGAGUCUGGGCUCCAGUCCUUACAUUCUCUCCUCCUCUGCUGAGGUGAUGUCGUUCUUGGAGGGAGAUUUGUACAGUAAACAUAUGUAUCUGACCCCUGUCAAAGUGCUGGGCCUUUUCAGUUCAACACAUGACAUGGGUGUAACUUCAUUUGAAGAAGCUGCUAGACUCCUCAGAGGAGAGUCAAUUCUUGGGCUGUUUGCCCACAAAGAGGCAGAACAAUGGGUGGAGGGACUGUCAGUAAACCUGCCUGCUCUACUGGUCUCCCGCGGCCCUGGAGUUCCUUAUGAGGUCUAUUCUCUGCCAUCAUCCUCACCAACCGACCUAGUCUCACUUAUAAAACAAGUAGAGCUGGAUCGUUUUCCUGAACUGACCGUGGAGAAUCUUCCCUGGUAUUUGGAGCUUGGGAAACCUUUGCUGCUACUUUUUAUCGGAAAGGAGGACAGUACAGAGAGUACGAAGGCUUUAGCAGAGAUAAAGCAACCGCUGAGCUCUGGACAGCUGGAUUCCUUCCUGCCAUGUUGGAUCCAUCUAGGUCGGACACCUGUCGGGAGGUCUAUCCUGGAAAAGUAUCUUGGCUUUGUACCUCCACUUCCUGUUUUGGUGAUGUCACAGUUAAAAACUGGAGAAGAGGUGUUCCUUUUCCCCCCAGAGCGCCCCCUAAUGGCUAAGAACAUCCUGCAGUGGAUUCACGAUGUGGAAAACGGACAGGAACAACCAGCAGGAAUAACAAAUGGAUUCAAGUGCGAGUUUGGAUGAUACCUUUUUAAUCAUGAAAAAGACAAGCAAAGUCGCAGAAAACAGAUAGUCGUGUGUGCAGCGAUGACAGACUGCCUUGGUAGCACUAGACUGCAGUGGGCAAAGAUCCAUAAAUGUUCAAAUGAGAGACAACGGGUGGAAACCAGUCCAAUAAUCCAGAAAACAGAAGCAGUAACUCCACCAGAGAGCAGGAACCAGGAACAGAGCAAACCACAGGCACUGCACAGAGAACAAACAUGAAACAACAGUCUAAAAUACAUGGUGCCACCAAAAAGACAAUACAAUUUUGGUUGGACCUUAUUGAUACAUUAUCAGAUCUAUUGAAAUCCUGAGAUGUACUUGUUAUCCCGCUAAUACUGUUUUGUAACAUUGUAUGUUAACCCACGUUGUUUUUUUAUGUAUAUGGGCAGAUCUCGGGCUCUGCUGUAAAAAGUUAUAAAUCAAAAAUGUUUACUAAAUAAAGAUUCAAAAAAAAAAAAACAUGCAACAACAAUCUGACAAAGACAAGACCAAACGCUGAGACCAAUAUAGAGCAAUUAACGAGCCCCAGCUGAAACUCAUUAACUCAUCAAUGGUAGUACACAGAACAACCAGAAGGGACCGAUGCAUCUAUGAACAGUGACACUUUUAUUCAUGUCUCUAGAUAUGGCUUGGGUCCUUUUAUAGUCCUCCAGCUGAAUCAUAUGUCAGAUCGUUUGGAAAAGUACUGUAAUAUCACAACUCUUGUUAACAAAAUGCAUUAUUUGAGGGAUGGGAAAAAUGUCUUACUGUAAGUAUGAGCAAUAGUAAUAGUGAUGUUUGUCUUAGCAAACACCACUAAAAAUGUGUUUGGAACCAGUAGCAUUCUCAUUUUCAAAAUAAUUCCAAGGACCCAGAUGUCUGCUUUUCCUCUAAUUUGAGUAACCAGCAUCAUCAGAGCUGAUUAAUCCCACCACACCACAGACAUUAGACUCUCCACAUCAGUGAUUAUGAGAAGAGGAGUGCUAGUGAUAGUCUGUUAAUCUCUGUCAUACAGUGUUUUACAGUAGAUAGCACAUCUUUUGAUCCGUUUUCCUAGAGUGUGAUAGGAGCUGAUGUUUUUGAUCAAAAACCUUGCAGUUUAGGUUUAGUAAGGUGAGUGCCAUUAAACUGAUCAAAGGUGACAGCAAAACAUAAUGUUACAAAAGAUUUCUGUUUCAAUUUAAUGCUGUUCUCUUGAACUUUCUGUUCUUGAAAGAAUCCUGGAAUAAGAUGCAUCACAGUUUUCACAA